UUCAUAUGAAACUCAUUAUGCAAAAGUAAAGUAAAAGAAUAGCACAAAUAUUUUUUAUUGUUCACUUUGAAAUUAUUAUAGCUGUUUGAAGAAGAAGAACGUAUGAGAAAUCAAAUAAUUAUUUUGGAUCAGAUCUGUUCCUGGGUAAAGUUGGGAAGCUUGAAGACAAAUGGAUUACAUGGUAAAAUGCAAAACGUUUGACCAUUUAGAAUUCCAGGUAAAAAAAAUUGUUUACUUUUUAUCCAUUAAAAAAGUAUAUACAGCCUCAAAAUUUUAAUGCAGUAAAUGAUCUAUUGACCAUUUAAGUUGUAAAAGUGAUUCUGUUUCAAAAUCGUUUUACCUCCGAAAUAAUGCAAUUUCAAAUCAUUUUUACAAUUAAUUUAGAAAUUUAUCAAGUUUUUACUCGGUAGUUUAAAAAAAAUUUGUAAAAUAUAAAGCGAAUAAGAUUUAUGAAUAAAACCAAUAUUUCUCCUAAAACCUUAAAUAGUAAAAAUAUUUCUUUUUUUUAAAGCAAAUAAGUAUCAAUAUAAUUUGUAAAAUUAGAUCUUAAAAAUUCAAAAACCUAUCAAAAUAUGAGCCAAAAAACUAUCAAAAUAAGUAUUAAAAAAAUAUGUAAAACAUAAAGGAAAUAAGAUUCUUGAAUAAAACCAAUAUUUCUCCUAAAACCUUAAGUAGUAAUUUAAGAAAAAUGUUUUCGCUUUUAUAAAAAGCAAAUAAGUAUCAAAAUAAUUUGUAAAAUGAGAUCUUAAAAAUUAAAAAACCUAUCAAAAUAAGUAACAUGGUAUAAUUUUGUUUAAGUUUAUGUUUUUCAAAAAAAGAUUCUAGAUAAUUAAACAUGAAGUGUAGAUGAAAUAAUAAUUUAAACUAAAGAUAUAUAAAAGUGAUUAAAUUUAUAAGAUACACCGUAUCACAUUCAAAAUUUAAAUAUUAUGUUAUAUUAAGUAUUUGAUAUUUUGCACAAACAUCAUGGAUAAAGGUAAUGAAAUAAAUAUAGUAUUAUAACUAUAUAUUUUAUAUUUUGGUAUUUUAAUUAUUUUGUGAAAAGUAUUGCAAACAUGUAUCCAUGUUUAUAAUACUACCAGAAUUAUUAAUUUACCUCUUUCAAUUGUUUUGUUUAAAUGCAGAUGCUGUUGAUAUAAUAUUUUAUUUAUUCUGAGUUAAAGUUUUAAGAUAAUCAAACAAAUUUUAAAUAUUAAAUUGAUCCGUGCUACGCACGGGAGGUUAUACUAGUAACAGUAUAACACCCAAAACAUACAGAUGGAAUCCAUUCAAUAUAAUAUUGUGAUAAAUCCGUUCAACUUUGAUAACUUUUGGUCAAACACUACUAAAAUCUACAAUUAUUGAUAACUUUUGGUCAAACAUUACUAAAAUCUAAAAAAUUAAAUGAAUAAAACAGUGUGUGAUUGAUUAGCCUCAUCAUUUUCCCUUCUUUUUUCCUUUUUGAAUCCUUUAUUUGUCUCGUAAGAAAGUAUAAAAACUACCAAAAGAAUAAAAAAGUAAAGAGAAAAAUAUAUUAUUCAAUAUUAAUAACUAGAAGAAAAAACGAAUUAUUUUGGAAACGAUACAUUAAAUUUAGAGUGAUUAAGAUAAUUUAUAUGGUCACACUCUUAAACUAUAUGUUACACGAAUCCUUAUAUAAUACUAAUUAAGGAUAUCAGCUGACUCACCGUACCUAAUUGUUUCAUUUAGUAGACUUGAGAUAUUACUAUAGAAAUAAUAAACAUGAUAAUAAUAUCAUAGAAUCUGUAAGUAAUGAUGAAUGGUGUUAAGAUUACGUAUAGUAAUGCAACAAGUUGAAAUUUCCUUUUUCCUUUAUUUUUGUUCUUUUCCCCUAAAAACAUGCAUCAUGCAUGCCUUUGAUCAUGAAGAGGACAGAACAGCUUCUUAUGUAACUGCAUUCUUUGGUUUCACAUAUUAUUUUAUCUGUAAUUACAUGUUUUGUUCCUUUCUAAUUAUUUUAUCCUCGAACCGAUUUCUUAUUAGAAACAAAUAUUAACGUUGUUCGUUCGACUUCAUAAUAAAAAUUAGUAGAUCUGCUUUCCUACUUAUUAAGCGAAGACCUUGAUUAGCGUAGGAAGGUUGAGAGAAGUUAAAAGAGUGUAUGAUUACAUGCAUACUCAUAAUUUCAGUUAAUUUUAUAAUAUGGAAACGAAUCAUAUAGUGUAUCUAAUCUACACGUUGAAGUUGAAAUAUAAGAAGGGUCCAUGUCGCAAACAACAACAACAUCAUUUUUAUAAUUGUCUUUCUUCUAUAAACAUGGUUUUUGAAAUAUUAUCUCAAGUAGUUUAUCCCUAAGACCCUAACUUAGUGCUGCUUAGUAAAAUUGUUUCAUUCCAAUGUUUAAAUUAAUACCAAAAAAAAAAAAAUAAAACAAGGAAUGGCGAGGCUCCACAUAUUGUCUCCACCAAGCCAAAAGUAAGCUCAAAAAUCUCCAUAAAUAGAAUGAGCAUGGACGUGUGUUCUCCACACUUACUCGAUUCUCUUACCCAAACAAAAACAAAACACACAAAUAAAUAUAUUAUUUUCCUUUGGGAAAAAUGGAUCAAGAACGUAACAUGGACAUAGAGAAGGAAUCAACAACAACCUUAGACUACUCGAAACGCGCUCAAUGGCUACGCGCCGCCGUCCUAGGAGCCAACGACGGUCUUGUCUCCACUGCGUCGUUGAUGAUGGGUGUUGGCGCCGUGAAACAUGACGUCAAAGCUAUGAUUCUCUCAGGAUUCGCCGGAAUGGUGGCCGGGGCUUGUAGCAUGGCGAUAGGAGAGUUUGUCUCCGUUUACUCUCAGUACGACAUAGAGGUGGCUCAGAUGGAGAGAGAGAGUGGUGAAGUGGAGAAAGAGAAGCUUCCUAGUCCACUACAAGCGGCCGCUGCGUCUGCGCUAGCGUUUUCCGCGGGUGCGAUUGUGCCGCUUUUGGCGGCUGCGUUUGUGAAGGAGUAUAGAGUGAGGAUCGUUGCGGUUGUGGCAGCGGUUACGGUGGCGCUUGUGGUUUUUGGGUGGCUAGGAGCGGCGUUAGGGAAGGCACCAGCGGUUAGGUCGUCGGCUAGGGUUUUGUUUGGAGGGUGGUUAGCUAUGGCGGUUACGUUUGGGUUAACUAAGCUCAUUGGGUUACAUGGACUCUGAAUUGUUCGUGAACCAUCUUCUUGUAAGAGUUUAUAUAGUAAGCGUUGCGGAUUCUACGGUGAGGUUAUGUUGGAACUCCAUGAAACACGAUCGACAGUACGUUUACGGUACGUGAAUAUACUGUUCUACUUCAAAUGAUCUUCAUACUGCAAAACCCAGUAUUUAAAUUAUGCGGGUUAUAUGUUUUAAUUUUAUGUAAGUGAUGAUACUGAUGUUGAGAGACCUGUUUUACGGUGGAUGUUGUAAACUAUAUAUUACGGUGAUCGCUCGUUUUAUAUUCCCUGGAACUAUUACGGUGAUGGCUCUUUUAUGUCAAAUUGGAAUCUUAAUGAAACAAUAUCGUUUUUCAUAUAAUAUAGUUUUGAUUUUCUUUCUAUAUAUUUUGUAUUGUGUUUUGUGUA
Molecule: messenger RNA, 3523 nt
Organism: Brassica rapa (field mustard)
Lineage: Eukaryota; Viridiplantae; Streptophyta; Magnoliopsida; Brassicales; Brassicaceae
Product: vacuolar iron transporter homolog 2
Biological process (GO): intracellular manganese ion homeostasis
Molecular function (GO): manganese ion transmembrane transporter activity
Source: RefSeq, a predicted model, not a curated record